Messenger RNA from Entamoeba dispar SAW760, 1635 nucleotides. RefSeq lists its product as uncharacterized. NCBI's taxonomy places the organism in Eukaryota, Evosea, Mastigamoebida, Endamoebidae. The record is from RefSeq and is a predicted model, not a curated record. The transcript has 2 exons. Bases 1 to 1635 code for a protein of 544 amino acids. Gene Ontology annotation, cellular component: membrane.
AUGUGGGCUAUUCUUGUUUUAUUAGUGGCAAUUCUUUCUAUUAUAAUUUUAUUAUUAAUGUUUCAAUUUAUUGAUCCAUUAAAAACUAAAUGGUAUGUAACAUUCUUUGUUUUUCUUGGUUGGGGAAUGUCGUUUGCUAUUCCUAUUUUAUUACCAAUUGACAUUUCAUCAUCUUUAUUUGAUAAAUGUGUAGAACAACAAAAUAAAGUUUGUGAAGAACCAUUUACAUAUAUUGAUAAAAAAACAUUAGUUAUAUUAUGGAAUUUAUUAUAUUGGGGAACAACUAUAUUAUGUUGGACAGCCAUUCCAUUUUUACAAUCAUAUUGUUCAGCAGGAGAUUUUCAUAUAUUAGAACGAAUAAAAACAUCAUUACGUGAAAAUAUAAUAUUUUAUUUAGUUGUAGGAUUUGUCUGUGGUAUAUUUUUGAUAUUAUUCUUAAUUUGGAAUGAAAAUGGGGAUUGGUUAGGUAUUGCUAUUGCAGCAGCAAAUGCAUGGGGAUUAAUUAUGGUUAUUGGAAUGAUGGGGUAUGGUAUUGUAGCAGUUCCAGCUCGAUUAAUUAAAAAUAUAUCAUUAAAACAUUAUUUAAAUUCAUUAUAUUCUGAUAUUAAUGAUCUUACAGAAGAACAUGAAGAAGAAGAAGGAAUAUUAUCAGAACUUAUUACUCUUGUUAAAAAAGCAGAUGAAAUUAUUCCAAUUACAGACCCAAUGAGGAAAUGUGUUCUUAUAAUUAUAAAUGAAAUUGAUCCAAAACGUUAUGAAGCAACAGAACCAUCUAGAGAUUUUGUUAAAUCAUAUGAAAAUCUUAGUGAAUUACAUGCAAAUAUUCAAUUUCAACAAUUAAAAGUUAAACAAAUAUUUUAUACUUUACAUAGUAAUGUUGAUCAAGUAUUAAAAUAUGAAAAUAUUAAUAGUAACAAAGCUCCUUUAUUUCAAAGAAUUUAUUUUAAUAUAAUCAAAAAAAUAGUUUCAAUUAUUGCAUUAAUUUUAUUUAUUAUUUAUUCAUUAACAGUAUUUUCAAGUGAAUUAUUACUUCCAUUUAAUCUUCCUAUAUUAUCUCCUCUUUAUUAUAUUAUUCAAUCAAUAGAAUCAUCUGCAUUUCUUUUACUUAUUGUAAUUACUGUUUUUGUUAUUUAUAUUGCUUGGUGUGUUUAUCAAACAUUAAUAUCAAUGAAAUUAUUUGAUUAUUAUCAAUUAUUUAAUAAUCGUUUAUCUGAUCCUGGUUCAAUGCUUUUUUCUGCAGCAUAUUUAUGUCGUUUAUGUGCUCCAUUAGCAUUAAAUAUUCUUCAUAUGAUUAAAUUUGAUGGUAUUCAUUUCAAUGGAACACAAACUGCUUUUCAGUCAGUAAUGUCUUCAAUGGAAGAUAUUCCAUUCUUUGGUCAAAAUAGUUUCAAUGAUUUCUUCCCUGUUUGUAUUGUAAUUGUUUCUGCAUUUAGUUUGUUGAACCAUUUCAUUCCAAUUCCUUUAAUUUUCAAUUCAAUUUUGAAAUUCUUUGGUGUUAGAGAUCAUAAUAAACUAACUACUGCUCAAAAAAUAAAAAGAGGUAAAUACAUUUCUCAAAUAUUUUACACUCGAUAUGCUGAUUAUAUGUUUACUUUAAAUGCAAGUACUCAUUUAUUAAAACAAAAAGAUGAUUAA